Messenger RNA from Esox lucius (northern pike), 889 nucleotides. RefSeq names its product fish-egg lectin-like. The transcript has 5 exons. The record is from RefSeq and is a predicted model, not a curated record. The coding region runs from base 51 to 815 and encodes 254 amino acids. NCBI's taxonomy places the organism in Eukaryota, Metazoa, Chordata, Actinopteri, Esociformes, Esocidae.
CUGCAAUGGGACAAUUCUUCUUUGGUGAAUAACCAGACUAGAGAUACAUCAUGAGAGCUACCCCAGCUAUCCCUCUGGUCUUCUGUCUGCUGGCCCUUGGUCAUGCAUGGAACUGUAAGGAAAUGAUGUUCAAAAAUCUGUGUCAGAUUGACGCAGGAAUUGGACAAGUGGUUGCUACCGACACAAGUCAAAUUCCCUACUACCUGGUAGGGGAUGAAUUGAUCCGCCUGCCUGGUGCUCUGUCACACAUCACUGUGGGGCCAGCAGGAAUCUGGGGUGUCAAUGAGGCAUAUGCAAUUUACAAGUAUGUGGCCGGUAAUUGGGUGCAAGCUGCAGGCCUUCUGAAACAGGUGGAUGCUGGCGGUGACCCUUUUAUUGUUGGGGCCAACAUGAACGAUGGACCAUUCUGUCUCAAAAGUGAUGCCACAGUUGGCUACAAGGGUCCAGACUCACCCCUUCCAUGGACUGGAUUGUCAGGAUUAGUGAAGUACUACAGUUGUGGACCCUUCAUCUGCUGGGCUGUUAACAAGGAUGAUGAUAUCUUCAUAAUGAAUCUGAAGCCAGACUGUCAAAACAGUGGGUGGACUCAAAUUGAUGGCCAACUUUCCAUGAUUGAGGUGGCAUCUGAUGGUAGUGUUUUUGGAGCUAACUCUAAUGGGGAUGUUUAUACCAGAGACGGCAUCUCAGCCAGUAAACCUGAAGGCACAGGAUGGACCCAAAUCCCAAUGUGCUUAAAAAUAAAGCAUGUGACCUACGACCUGGGUAAUCUUUGGGCCAUCUCCACAUCUGGCGUCACAAUGUUGUGCACAAAUUAGCCUCUCUUCUGCAGCUGAAGGCCGUCAUGGAACAACAACAUUGGUCAAAUGAGAUAAAUGUUGUUGCCUGUCAA